Clunio marinus is the source of this 228-nucleotide messenger RNA. The record is from the annotation of a GenBank genome assembly. NCBI's taxonomy places the organism in Eukaryota, Metazoa, Arthropoda, Insecta, Diptera, Chironomidae.
AUGAAAAUUUGGAAUUUUCUAUUAGACAUUUUAAAAUCCAUUUGUGAAAAUGGUGGAAAUGAAGCUUUUUCAUUAUACAACGAGAUAACUUCGGCCAUUCCAGAACAAGGGAAAAGUAAAAUGUUUCUCGAACAUGGAGCUGUAAUUCAAUUGCUCUCAAGCAAUUGUUUGAGCUACGAAACCAACCAAAAACGUUAUGACGAUGGAUUCAAUCUGUUGAAAUACUAA